CUCUCCCAGGUGUGACCCCUCUAUUUUCUCUCCCAGGUCAAUGCCUUCCUCUCUUUCGUUUUCCCAAUGGUGGUCAUUUCCGUGCUGAACACCAUCAUUGCCAACCAACUGAUCAUCAUGGUGAAACAAGCCCACCAGGAGAACCAAGUGUGCACCAUCGGGGGGCAGCAGACGGUCCUGAGCAUGUCGAUAGAACCCAGCCGAAUCCAGUCGCUGAAACAUGGCGUCCGAGUCCUGAGAGUGGUGGUGAUCGCCUUCGUGGUGUGCUGGUUGCCGUACCACGUGCGCCGCCUGAUGUUCUGUUACGUUCCGGAAGAGAUGUGGUCGGAUGAACUCAAUGAUUUCUUUCUACCAUAUCUUCUACAUGUUGACCACGUGCUGUUCUACGUUAGCUCUACCGUCAAUCCAUCUCUCAACCUGGUGUCUGCCAUUUCCGUCAGAUCUUCGUCUCUACGCUCAGUUUUUUAUGCACCCUGGAAAAGGAAGAAGAAGCGACCCGCCUUCACCCGCAAUCCAACAGCAUCUCCAGCACCAACCACACUUCUCUCCACGAUCACCAGGGAGACCCCUACUGAGGUCCCUUAA
Xenopus tropicalis (tropical clawed frog) is the source of this 585-nucleotide messenger RNA. Its product is annotated as neurotensin receptor type 1-like. Gene Ontology annotation, cellular component: membrane. Gene Ontology annotation, molecular function: G protein-coupled receptor activity. NCBI's taxonomy places the organism in Eukaryota, Metazoa, Chordata, Amphibia, Anura, Pipidae. Bases 67 to 585 code for a protein of 172 amino acids. The record is from RefSeq and is a predicted model, not a curated record. The transcript is spliced from 3 exons. Gene Ontology annotation, biological process: G protein-coupled receptor signaling pathway; signal transduction.